This is a messenger RNA of Nothoprocta perdicaria, 461 nucleotides long. RefSeq names its product neuronal-glial cell adhesion molecule-like. The annotation marks the transcript as partial. NCBI's taxonomy places the organism in Eukaryota, Metazoa, Chordata, Aves, Tinamiformes, Tinamidae. Gene Ontology annotation, molecular function: protein binding. The transcript has 4 exons. The record is from RefSeq and is a predicted model, not a curated record.
AUGAGCGGGAAUGGGAAUGGGGAUGGGAACGGGGAUGGGAGCGGCCAGGGCCCCCCCAGCGAGGAGCAGCGCUUCGAGACCUCCGAGGACGCGGCUGAGCCCUGGCGCACGUCGGGCCGCGUGAACUCGACGCGGGGCCGGUACCGCCUGGGCGACCUGCGCCCGGGCACCUCCUACCGCGUGCAGUUCGUGGGCGCCAACCACUCGGGCGAGAGCGUGGCCUUCUGGGAGAGCGAGGUGCAGACCAACGGCACCCGGCUGCCCACCCCCGCGGGCGGCUUCGCCACCGAGGGCUGGUUCAUCGGCUUCGUGAGCGCCCUGGUGCUGCUGCUGCUGCUGCUCCUCAUCCUCUGCUUCAUCAAGCGCAGCAAGGGCGGCAAGUACUCGGUGAAGGACAAGGAGGACACGCAGGUGGACUCGGAGGCCCGGCCCAUGAAGGACGAGACCUUCGGGGAGUACAG